Messenger RNA from Gadus macrocephalus (Pacific cod), 2758 nucleotides. RefSeq names its product speckle type BTB/POZ protein (gene spop). Gene Ontology annotation, cellular component: nucleus; cytoplasm. The transcript has 10 exons. Gene Ontology annotation, molecular function: ubiquitin protein ligase binding. Lineage: Eukaryota; Metazoa; Chordata; Actinopteri; Gadiformes; Gadidae. The record is from RefSeq and is a predicted model, not a curated record. Gene Ontology annotation, biological process: regulation of proteolysis; proteasome-mediated ubiquitin-dependent protein catabolic process. The coding region runs from base 229 to 1353 and encodes 374 amino acids.
CCACACGUGAGUAAUGACCCUCCGGCGAACCAGGGGGCGCUGAGCUCCAUGUCGCUGACUCUUCAGCUACCGCUAGCUCAGCGCUAGCCUGGCGCUAACAACAACAAGAACAUCAACGUUAGGAUUAAAUUAAGAUUAAAUGUUUACGUUGUCUGAGUGCUGUGUUUGGAACUACUUUACUGGGAAGUACGCUUAGCCUAGCUUAGCACACCGGUGGUCAAGCUGGCCAUGUCCAGAGUCCCGAGCCCCCCUCCCCCUGCCGACAUGUCCAGUGGGCCGGUGGCCGAGUCCUGGUGCUACACACAGAUCAAAGUGGUGAAGUUCUCCUACAUGUGGACCAUCAACAACUUCAGCUUCUGUCGUGAGGAGAUGGGAGAGGUCAUCAAGAGCUCCACCUUCUCCUCCGGGGCUAACGAUAAACUGAAAUGGUGUUUGCGAGUUAACCCUAAGGGAUUGGACGAGGAGAGUAAGGACUACCUGUCUCUCUACCUGCUGCUCGUGAGCUGUCCGAAGGCGGAGGUCCGUGCCAAGUUCAAGUUUUCAAUCCUCAACGCCAAAGGGGAGGAGACCAAGGCUAUGGAAAGCCAGCGAGCGUACCGCUUCGUGCAGGGUAAAGACUGGGGUUUCAAGAAGUUCAUCCGGCGAGACUUUCUAUUGGACGAAGCCAACGGUCUUCUGCCCGACGACAAGCUCACCCUGUUCUGUGAGGUGAGUGUGGUGCAGGACUCGGUGAACAUCUCUGGCCAGAACACCAUGAACAUGGUGAAGGUGCCGGACUGCCGGCUGGCGGAGGAGCUGGGGGGCCUGUGGGAGAACUCCAGGUUCACCGACUGCUCGCUCUGCGUCGCGGGGCAGGAGUUCCAGGCGCACAAAGCCAUCCUUGCAGCUCGGUCGCCCGUGUUCAGUGCCAUGUUUGAACAUGAGAUGGAGGAGAGUAAAAAGAACCGUGUGGAGAUCAACGAUGUUGAGCCGGAGGUCUUCAAAGAGAUGAUGUGCUUCAUUUACACUGACAAAGCUCCCAACCUGGACAAGAUGGCUGAUGACCUGCUCGCUGCAGCUGACAAGUACGCCCUGGAGAGGUUAAAGGUCAUGUGUGAGGAUGCGUUGUGCAGCAGUCUGUCGGUGGAGAACGCAGCCGACGUCCUGAUCCUCGCAGAUCUCCACAGUGCUGAUCAGCUGAAGACCCAGGCUGUAGACUUCAUCAACUACCAUGCUGCGGAGGUGAUGGAGACGGCUGGCUGGCGGUCCAUGGUGGCGUCCCACCCCCACCUGGUGGCCGAGGCGUACCGCUCCCUGGCCUCCGCCCAGUGCCCCUUCCUAGGCCCGCCCCGCAAGCGCCUCAAGCAGUCCUAACACACACACACACACACACACACACACACACACACACACACACACACACACACACACACACACACACACACACACACACACACACACACACACACACACACACACACACACACACACCCGCUGCCGAAGGGCCCUCCUCCUGGACAGAACGUUAACCACCACCAAGGACUAGUUGGUACUAGUCAUCUAACUAGAACAGCUAGUUAAGUCAUAACAAGCUAGUUAGAUCUAACCCACUAAAUCGAUCCCAGACAGAUAUUUACACCAUAGCUGGCUAGGUAGAUGUAGACCAACUAGUUAGUGACUAACCAGCUUGUUAGCUCUAGACCCACAUGUUACAUCCUAACAAGCGAGUUAGAUCUAGUCAAACUAGUUGGGUAUGACCAACUUCUUAGAUCCUAGCCAGCUAGCUAGAUCCUAGCCCACUAGUUCGAUGCUAAACCAGCUAGUUAGAACCAGACCAGCUCGUUAGAUCCUCACCAGCUAGUUGGAUGCUAACCAGCUCUCAAGUACCUUUCCCAGCUGGUUAGAUCCUAACCAGCUGGUUAGGAUCUAACCAGCUGGUUAGGAUCUAACCAGCUGGUUAGGAUCUAACCAGCUGGUUAGCCUUGGAGCGGGAUUGGAGGGGAGGGAGAAAUCUUCAGGAGUAGGGUUAGUAGAGUAGUAGUGUAGAGUAGUAGUUAUCUCCAUGUUGGACUGUUCUCUUGGUGAAUGGGUUUUGAGAAUCCUGAAAGACACCAAGACCUGCUAGUAGGACUGCAAGACCUACUAGUAGGACUACAAUACCUACUACUAGGACUACAAACGCUACUAAUAGGACUACAAGACCAUCUAGUAGGAGUAUAGGACCUACCAGGACUCCAAGCCCUAGUAGGACUCCCAAGAACUACUCGGGGGACUACAAGACCCUCUACUAAAACUACGAGAACUACUGGUAGGACUACAAGGACUACUAGUAGGACUCCGAGACCUGCUACCAGGACUACAAGACCCGCUAGCAGGACUUCAAUCCGUGAGGAGCCUGAAGGAGAGCCUGGACAGCCACCCACUGACAAAGCUACAGCUGGCCAGCGACCGAGCUAACAAGCCAUUCCUUUGGCCUGGAAACCGUUUAUGACGUCAUGUUGUUAGUGACCUCUGCUUUGUCCUUGUAAUUAUUUUCAUAUCGAUUUGUACAAGCUGAUGGAGGCUCUGUAAACCAAAUGUCAAUUGUAAAGUGUAGCCGGACAUUUCUGGACAGGAUCGAAGACUGGGAGAAUUGAAUUUGAACACGUUUUAAUGUUCCGAAACCCUCCUCCGUGGAAAGACUGUUAGCUCCCUUUAUGAUGGCCGUGACGAUUCGUUGUUGCCAUAUUUGGUCAAAAAGGAAUAAAUCACAGCUAUUUUGUAUUUAAUGCAAAGCAGA